AUGGUGGGCGGCGGCGGCAGCGGCGGCGGCGGCGGGGGCGUGGGCGGUGGUCUCCUGGAGAACGCGAACCCGCUCAUCUACGAACGCUCCGGGGAGCGGCCGGUGACGGCGGGCGAGGAAGACGAGCAAGUGCCGGACAGCAUCGACGCCCGCGAGAUCUUCGAUCUUAUUCGCUCCAUCAACGACCCGGAGCAUCCACUGACGCUAGAAGAAUUGAACGUAGUAGAGCAAGUUCGGGUUCAGGUUAGUGACCCCGAGAGCACAGUGGCGGUGGCCUUCACACCUACCAUCCCGCACUGUAGCAUGGCCACUCUUAUUGGCCUGUCCAUCAAAGUCAAGCUUCUGCGCUCCCUUCCUCAGCGGUUCAAGAUGGAUGUGCACAUUACACCUGGGACCCAUGCCUCGGAGCAUGCAGUGAACAAACAGCUUGCAGAUAAGGAGCGAGUGGCGGCUGCGCUGGAGAACACCCACCUGCUAGAGGUUGUGAAUCAGUGUCUGUCAGCCCGCUCUUGAGCCUGGCUUUUGGUCUCAAGCCUGCACACUGGUGUCCUGGCCCAAGCUCCACCUAGAGCUCAUGGCUCUGUUUUCUUGAAUCACUGGCAAUGAGAAACCAACAUUGUGCAUUUUGUAAUAAACCCUUAAUUUAUAUUCA
Messenger RNA from Jaculus jaculus (lesser Egyptian jerboa), 652 nucleotides. RefSeq names its product cytosolic iron-sulfur assembly component 2B (gene Ciao2b). Gene Ontology annotation, biological process: iron-sulfur cluster assembly. The transcript is spliced from 5 exons. Lineage: Eukaryota; Metazoa; Chordata; Mammalia; Rodentia; Dipodidae. The record is from RefSeq and is a predicted model, not a curated record. Gene Ontology annotation, cellular component: cytosolic [4Fe-4S] assembly targeting complex. The coding region runs from base 1 to 513 and encodes 170 amino acids.